Bombina bombina (fire-bellied toad) is the source of this 1710-nucleotide messenger RNA. Its product is annotated as olfactory receptor 11A1-like. Gene Ontology annotation, cellular component: membrane. The transcript is spliced from 2 exons. Bases 1 to 1710 code for a protein of 569 amino acids. Gene Ontology annotation, biological process: G protein-coupled receptor signaling pathway. Lineage: Eukaryota; Metazoa; Chordata; Amphibia; Anura; Bombinatoridae. Gene Ontology annotation, molecular function: G protein-coupled receptor activity; olfactory receptor activity. The record is from RefSeq and is a predicted model, not a curated record.
AUGGAGGACACUCCAGAACUUCUGCUUGCCCUAUUACGGGAUCUAGAUCAGCAGAUGGAUCACUGCUUUAUGGACAUAUCCGAUACUCUGAAGACGGCACUCGCGGGAGCGGCUAGUGGCGCAUAUAGUGGAGAGAGUUCCGGAGCUGCGGGGAAAGAAUUUUUACAGGAGGACUUCUCAAUAUUGCCUCACCAGCUACCGCUGACUUGUAGUCACAAUGAUGAUAUGGGUGACACAUCACCAAAUUGCUACAUUCAGCCGAGGGUUACUCAUAUAGCAGCCGCAACCAGAACCACAGUAGAUCCGGAACAGAUGCCACAAUAUGGGGAGUUAUGGCAUUUAUUAGACCCCAAACCGUUUCUUAUGACACCGGAGGGCCAGCGCUUUUUCCCUGCUUCUGUUAGCAAAGGGGUAUUGGACUAUCCCACUACUCUGCUCUCCACAGCUCCUGAAGGCUCAGAGGUGUCUGCAGUCCUUACUACUACUAACCCAGACAUGAUGGGGUCCCAGCGGAUCGGCACUAAGCCACAGACACUCUACAAUCCGGAACUACAGGCAACAGGUAGGAUCUACACUUCGAGCGGUCCUGCACUGCGAUGGACAAGAAUCCCGAGCCUUAGAAGUACUAUGUCAGUGUCGGGGGAGGUGGGAAACACGGAGCUGCAUACAAAUGUGGAUAUUCCUAAAGAAGCAGUAGCGAACAAACAGUGUUACAUACUCACCAUGUGCUCAGCUUCCCAGUACUGGAUGGAAUCCAGUACCCCAAACCUUUUAAGUCUUUGGAACCAGACAAGCAUCACAGAAUUUAGGAUGUUGGGUUUUCAGAUCUCAGAUGAUAUCAGAAUGUUAACUUUUUUCAUCUUUUUCACAAUUUACCUAUUUAUAGUAAUGGGAAACCUUUUGAUUAUUAUAUUGGUAUUAACAUGCAAUCAUCUGCACAGUCCUAUGUACAUAUUCCUCAGCAAUUUAUCCACAUCUGAGAUAUUUUUUACCACUUGUGUUGUACCCAACAUGCUUUAUGUCAUCUUUGAAGGUGGAGGAAUUAUGUCUGUUGCUGGCUGCUUAACUCAGUUCUAUGUAUUUGGAUCUCUGAUAUCAGUAGAGUGUUUCCUGCUUGCGGUAAUGUCUUAUGACCGAUAUUUGGCAAUUUGUUUUCCGUUGCGAUACCAUUCUCUUAUGGAUUCAAGGCUUUGCAUUCAGCUAGCAGUGCUGUCUUGGAUGCUUGGAUUUCUUCUGUCUGUAUUGACAAUAGUAUUUGUUAGCCACAUUUACUUUUGUGGCUCCAAUAUAAUUGAUCAUUUUCUUUGUGACUUUGCACCACUUUUAAAAUUGGCAUGUUCUGAUACCUCCAUUGUAGAAUUGCAAGUCUUUAUAUUUUCAUUUUCUAUAAUAAUAUUCCCCUUUAUUUUUAUUGUUUUAACUUACAUAAGUAUAAUGCACACUAUUCUUUUGAUUCCAUCAAUCACAGGGAGACAAAAAACAUUUUCUACUUGUAGCUCUCAUCUAACUAUUGUCUCAACAUACUAUGGAACACUAAUGUUCAUGUAUUCUGCACCAUCUAUCAGUGUGUUACAUGACACAAACAAAAUUCUGUCACUAUUGUACAUUUUAGUGACCCCUUUAUGUAACCCCAUUGUCUAUAGUCUUAGAAACCGUGACAUUAGGAAAAUCCUAGAAAGGACGUUUGGUCUAAAACAUGUAUGUCAAUAA